This is a messenger RNA of Coffea arabica (coffee), 2379 nucleotides long. RefSeq names its product small GTPase LIP1-like. The record is from RefSeq and is a predicted model, not a curated record. Gene Ontology annotation, molecular function: GTP binding. Lineage: Eukaryota; Viridiplantae; Streptophyta; Magnoliopsida; Gentianales; Rubiaceae.
GCUCUUGUAUUAAUUUAGGAGAUCAAGUGGAGUAUGUCUAAAUAAACUUCAACAGGUAAUUAUUAGUACUGCUCGAAGGAAAAGAAUAACAACCCGAUAGAUCUUGUCCAGUUCCCGUGCGCCAUUUCCAUUUCCCGUGCUUUUGUUUUGUGGCAGAGACGAGAGCAGCAGUCAUAACCUGGGGAUUUGAGGAUGGUUUGUGAUGUCGGAUGCGCAUUUGUGUUUUGAGUUCAAAGAUCAGAUCUAAAAUCCUAAGCGGUAGCGGUAGCGGUAGCGGGGAUAUCACAUCUCACUUAGCAUUAUUAUUAUUAUACUCAUUACCAAUUUUGUUGCUUGCGAUAUCCAUCAUCAGUUUUUGCGACUAGACAAGGGAUUUAGGGCUCUCUGCAUCGUCCUGUUCUUAUUAUUCAAACCCCGGACCCGGGUGGGCGGGAGCAGCAGGGUAGUUUGUUCGCUGAUUUGGGAUUCUUGAGCUAGUUUUCAAGAAUUUGGAAUGUGAAUAUUUACAGCUAACCAGUAGUAGUGGUCGGGUUCCGGAGGGAGGGGGGGAUCAGGAGGAGGAAGAGGUCGAUACUAAGAGCAAUUAUGUUUUGGAGGGAUAGAGGAACCACGGCAACAUCAAGAAGCAGCACCAGUAGUUUUAGUAGUAGCAGAGACAACAGCAGCAGAGAGCACAAUGGCGGGCCGCCUUAUGGCCAAGUUCGAGUUCUUAUCAUUGGAGAUUCUGGUGUGGGGAAAAGUUCUCUUGCUCAUCUGAUUGUCAAAGGUUCUUCCAUAACUCGCCCUUCCCAAACAAUUGGCUGUUCUGUUGAAGUCACGCAUAUAACUUACGGAUCAUCUGGCAGCUCAUCAAAUAACAUUGAAGGUGACAAGGAGAGGGGUUUUUUUGUUGAGCUUUGGGAUAUAUCAGGACAUGAAAGAUACAGAGACUGUCGUUCUCUAUUCUAUUCACAAAUCAAUGGCGUUAUUUUUGUUCAUGAUCUCUCACAGAGAAGAACAAAGUCAAGCUUACAGAAGUGGGCUGCAGAGAUUGCAGCAACUGGGACAUUUUCGGCCCCUCUUGCAUCGGGAGGGCCUGGAGGCCUCCCAGUUCCUUACAUUGUUAUUGGAAACAAAGCAGAUAUUGCUGCAAAAGAAGGAAUAAGAGGUAGCAGUGGCAAUCUUGUAGAUGCAGCACGUCAAUGGGUUGAGAAGCAGGGUUUGCUUCCUUCAAGUGAGGAACUCCCACUGACCGAGAGUUUCCCAGGAUCUGGUGGCCUUGUAGCAGCUGCAAAAGAAUCCAGAUAUGACAAAGAAGCUGUGAUGAAGUUCUUUCGUAUGUUGAUCAGGAGGAGAUACUUCUCAGACAGUUUACCUGUUACAAGUUCAUGGUCUAGCCCACUUCAUGGAGUAUCCCAUAGAUCGGAUGAAAUUUCAAGUGAUGAGGAUCAUUCGUACAAAACUUCAAGUUUGGCUGCUGACCCUUACAAAUAUAAUGCGCUUCCUCCACUACCUGCUCAACGCAAUCUCACCCCACCUCCCACGCUCUACCCACAGCAGCCCAUGACCACACCCGACAAUUAUAACAUCCCUAGAUUUGCCUUAAUGGGUUCGCAGGAGAUGAGUAGUGCCAGAUCAAAGCGCAAAGAUAUUAAUGUUUGAUUAUCUUGGUCAUUGAUUCAUCUCCUUCUUCAAUAGCAUUUGGCCUGCUGAAAUAUUUUUGCUUUCACUUGCCAAUUAUUGGUGCAUUCAUUCUUUCGCCGGGGUUAAGGUGUUCACUGUAUAUUGCAGUAUGCAGACCUGUGUAGUGAGUGAUGAUGAGUCACUUGAAUACCUAGGCAAUUUUGUUAUCUUGCUCAAUUCCAUUGUUGCGUUCUCAUUCGUCCAUUUUCUACACCUCUAGUUCAGUGAUGUAAAUCUAUGCCAAAAAAAAAAAAAAAAAAACCUUCCGAGGGAAGUGUAGAAACAAGCGUGUUUUUGGAGCUCUUUUCUUUGCAAGAAAUACUGAAAAUUCAAAGCGAUUACUUUUUCUUGAUCUCUGUUGCUCCGGUCCUGGAUUGCCCAUCUAUGUUUUGAUGAACUUUGUGUUGGGAUAUCCGAGCCUGUAACAGCUGCCGUCAAACGCUCCACGCUACUCCAGUCCAGGAUCUCUUACCUGUCGAUAUAUGCCGCAGCAGGAUGAUUUGACAGAAAUGGAUUGUUGAAUUGUCAUGGACAUGACUCUAUAAUAUGACCUUGCAACUGUCAUUCAUCCAUCCAAGUUAAUCCAACUUCUUUUGUUCCUCUGUGACUGUAAAUUGCAUUUAAACUUACGCUUUAUUAACCUGUUUGCUUUGGUUACUGGACUACUAGAAAGACAUUGGAAGUUUACAAUUCCGACAAAAUAUUGGAAGUUUUCUA